Messenger RNA from Schizophyllum commune H4-8, 1095 nucleotides. RefSeq lists its product as uncharacterized. Bases 1 to 1095 code for a protein of 364 amino acids. NCBI's taxonomy places the organism in Eukaryota, Fungi, Basidiomycota, Agaricomycetes, Agaricales, Schizophyllaceae. The record is from RefSeq and is a predicted model, not a curated record. The transcript has 5 exons.
AUGCCCAGGCAUAUUUUCGACGACAGCCUGCUCAAACAUCAAGCCACAUACAGACGCGACGGCGCACUACACCCGCCGGAAGGGUCACGAAUGCGCAGAUACCUGGCUUCCGGCCAGACUGACGGCUCGGGGCCCUCGAAUUACGCGGCAGCCGCAAAUCCCGUCCAGCGUGACAGGGUUUCGCGAUGGGGGAAGGGGAAAUCCCCAGAGAAGGCUCGCAAGCCGUCCCUCCUGGACCGUAUCGAACGCGAUUCACCGGAUAGGCGGAGGACGUCGCUUGACCAAAACGACGAUGCUGCAGCUACUCGCAACAAGCCAGGAAAUCUACUGAGUCGGAUAACUUUCGACGAUCCUGCUGAGGUCAAGGUGGAGCGCAGGGACUCGUUGCUGAAUCGCAUUGACUUCGACGCGUCGGCAAGUGACAUGGAGAUCGACUCUGAGGACGCCGAAAACGGACUCGAUGAAGGGGAUGAACAGCCUCUGCUUCCUGUGACCCUCCCACCAAUUUCAAGCGAUCCCAGUGAACCGCCGGAGACACCUACUGCAGCGCAAUCCAGUGAACCUACAUUUUCAAACGACCCCGAUGUUCUCAAGUAUCGCGACGUCUUGCUUCCAAUGGUCCUCGCCAACCUGUCACGACGCAACCCAUCCAACCCGAGUAUCGACAAGGGCAAGCUAGCGGAAGAUGUCAAGGGCGGCUUGAACGACGAUAUCUGCCGGACGUUUGGUAAAGCGAUGAUGGCCGCGCGGGAGGAGCUGCAGAAGCGGAAGGAGAAGGAUUCGGAAGCGCGUGUACCACACGACGCACCCAGGAAUGUCGAGACUCCAUGUCGGAAGAAGGCGAGGUCUCCUCCAGCAGCCCAGCGCACCGAAACCCGUACAUGCCGCGGCCUCCUCGACCGCGAUACCAUGCAGGACGGUCAGCCCCAGGACGUGAUACACCAUUCAAGGACCGCCAACCGCCGUUUAAGGACCGAGCAUGGGACCGGGAGGACUAUCGCGCGCCCCCGCCGCCAGCGUAUCGGGAUGAGAGGCCCAGAUACUCGCCACCCCCGCGUGGCUAUCGCCGACCGUCGCCCCCUUCGUCAGAAUUAA